Molecule: messenger RNA, 3896 nt
Organism: Thunnus maccoyii (southern bluefin tuna)
Lineage: Eukaryota; Metazoa; Chordata; Actinopteri; Scombriformes; Scombridae
Product: homeobox protein Dlx4a-like
Exons: 3
Coding region: 607-1383 (258 amino acids)
Biological process (GO): cell differentiation; embryo development; negative regulation of transcription by RNA polymerase II
Molecular function (GO): DNA-binding transcription factor activity, RNA polymerase II-specific; RNA polymerase II cis-regulatory region sequence-specific DNA binding
Source: RefSeq, a predicted model, not a curated record
ACGGUGAAGCGCUGCAGCCAAUGAGCGCGCCGUGUGCGCCAAGUGGAGGCAGAGAAUGGUCUCUCCAGACGCACAGUGCGCUCUGAAGGGGAGGAACACACUCCGUGCUCUCCGCUGCCAAGAGCCUCCUCGCAAACCUAGAAGAAAACAAGCGCCCGUCUGGUUCUUCUGGACCGAGAGAAGAAGGAAAGUAUCCAGAUUUGAAGGAUAUGAAAUAUAUUUUUUUCGGCUUCUUUGUCAGGAGUUCCUGUUUGUGUCGUGUGCCGUCUUGGCUGCUUGUCGGCCUGUCAUGCUUCUUAUCCGUGUCUGCUGGACUCGAUGGUUUUAAACACUGAGCGUCACGUUUAUGGACCCUUCAGCUGGGAUGUAGCGGAGAACAAACCCACCUAAACCCGCUUUGUACCCGCCUUUUCAUUCAACGGGAAUAAAGUGCCAUAAAUCGACGGUGAAUUAGACUCUGUCGGGCUGGUGUUGGUUUAUGGAAACACCUCUCUGAAAGUCUACUGACUUUUUUCACAUUGAUGGUGAGUUGCUUUAUGAUGACCCCCGUCCGGAGGUCAUAGCUGACCCUUCUUAUUUCCCACCACAUCACUGCCCCUCACCCCAAUGAUGACUAUGAGCUCUAUAUCGGACACUUUAGUCCCGCCUGAUCCUUCCAAAUCGGCGUUUUUGGAGUUCGGCGGCCACAGCUACCCCGGACAUCCCGGACACCAGCAGUCCUCCCCCGGCUUGUCGCACAACCAUUACCCGGUCCACGGUCUGCACGCCGUCGGGCCCUCGCAGCAUGACGGCCCGUUCUCCUCCGGUGCUUCAUCGUACGGUCGCCCGCUGGCAUACCCGCCCUACCACAGUCCCGUGAGCGCGCACCACCCCGGGGCAUACCUGCCCUACCAGCACGGGGGUCACAGCGGCGCGCUGGGGCACACCAGACUGGAGGAUGCGGAGCAUGACAAGCCCACGGCGGUGAUCGAGAACGGGGAGGUGCGGCUCAACGGGAAGGGGAAGAAGAUCAGGAAGCCCCGGACCAUCUACUCCAGCCUGCAGCUCCAGGCACUCAACCAGCGAUUCCAGCAAACCCAGUACCUCGCCCUGCCCGAGAGGGCUGACCUGGCAGCCAAACUGGGCCUGACGCAGACCCAGGUGAAAAUUUGGUUCCAAAACAAACGAUCCAAAUACAAGAAGAUCAUGAAGAACGGGCCCUGUGGACCUGAGGGAGACCACCUCGCCCCCCCACCACCGUCUUCCUCCUCUCCAUGCUCCCUGUGGGACAUCAGCAUGGCCGCCAAAGGCGCGCCAGUGCACUCUGGAGGAUACAUGAACAAUUUUGGACACUGGUACCCCGGACACCAGCAGGACUCCAUGCCGAGGACUCAGAUGAUGUGACAGACAUGAGGACACAGCACUUCCAGGACAAAUUGUGGAUUUAUAUCAGCAAGCUGACUGGAGCUGUUUGGGACAUGGACAUUGUUUAGAGUCUGAGCCGCUCUGGAGGCAAAAAUGAUUUAACUGGCAGAAAUAAACUGUGGAGGACAGAGCUAAUCUGAGGAAGUUCAGUUUAACAAAUGUACAAUAAAGUACAGACAGCUAUCAAAAACAUGAAUGAUUUAAUACAAAAUAUUGUUUUGAAUUUACUACUUUACUUCUAGCAUUCACAAAAUAGGUCAUCAGGACAGGCGUAGAUCUGGCUACAUGUACCAAUGCACCUAUAGCAUCAUAAAUAAAUCCAGUAACACUGCAAACUAGCUGUUAGCUGAUGUUAGCUGAUGCUAAUUUCUAGUCUUGGUUAGAUGUGCAUUUUUAUGCAGCACAUAGAAAUCAACAAAAGAUUUAAUUUGCCAAGUCAUUAGCUAGAUAUGAAAAACGCUAAAUGCUCAAUUUUAAUGCCAAUGGCUCCGCUAUGAGGACUGAAUGCUCAGUUCUGAUUGAUUGCAGCACUGAGAACUGAGCAUUUGGCGCCCCACAAAGCCUAGCUAACCUUCCAAAUUCACAUUGCCAGUUAGCUAAUUAGAACUUGUGAAAUAUUUGACACAUCAAGUUGAUUUAUUUUAACUGGCAGUUAUUUCUGCCUCCAGAGUAGCUCUGCCUGCCAAGAAAUUGUUGAUAAAGCUACAACUGAAGCUACAACUCCAAGCUAAUGCUAGCUCUGCAUCUCUGAUUCUGGACAAUUCAGGGUUUUUUAUUGUAUCAGUGGGUUACAGUGGGGCAGGUACACAUGUAAAAAGAAAGGUUUCUUCAGGGGUUCUUUGUAGUUUUUCUUUAUGGAACUGUAGGGCCUACUGAUUCAAAGGACACUCUGGUUUGCUAAAAUUAAGAAAACAGAUCAGAUUAAAGAACUAGAGAAACAUUCUUUAGAUUCUGACUAUUUUGAGUAUUUUAUGAAUUCUGACAGAGUUGUGUGUAGCACUAUAGGUUCUAUGUAGCAUAUAGACCUAUAAAGAGCCAUUAUAAAACGGUUGAUUACAGCACCAACAGGGGUUCUGAUAAGGUGUAAGAACAAACAACCAUUUUAUGGUACUUUAUAAAACCUUUUUUAAGUAUAUGGGAAAUAGGCACUGAAUGGACAUGGCUACUUUAUUGUUUGAGUCUAAUUUUAGUUUUUUUUAAGCUCAUUAUAAUAAAAGAUCUAUAUUAGUUGAAUGAAAAAUAAAUGCCAGAAAUGUAUUUGAAAGACAUUUAUGUAUAAACAAAAAAAAAGUUACCAGGUCAUUUAGGACUAAUGCUCUGAUUUUAUCAUUCAUAAAAUUUAUCAGGUUGACCAGAUUAAGAUAAUUGGGCCUGUCACUCCAGCUAGUUAUUGUUUGAUUAUGUCCCCAGAAAGUGAAUAUUAAUGGGUUUGGACAUUUGGUCUUGAAUAAUGGAUUGUUAGUUUCAAGGACUUGGCCAUGCUAUAUAUCAGGGUUUAAUUAAUUGAGGUUUUACACUUCUAAUUGUGAGCAACAUUUCAUUUUUAUUUUCUUUUUAUUCACCAAUGGAUUUUAAUGAUGGUCUCUGUCAGUGUUUCAUUCCAACACUUGUUUUAUUCUGCUUCCCUCCAAACAGAUUAUGAACUUCAGUUUUUUGACACCUGAAGUUUACAUUCAUAUAUGCAGUAGAGGCCAUGAUCUGUGGAAUUUUUCAACAACCUCUUAAAAUACUGAAUUAAUAUUUUGCCAAUAAUAUAUUGUCUAUGGGUCAGGAUAGGCUUUGUUAUUUGAAAUAAAUCAAACCCAGUGAUCAUUGCCACCUUAUUUGAUUAUGUUUAUUUAAUUUACAGCCAACAGUGGAAAUAAUUUGUUUUUUCAUCUUUAGCCUUUAACAGAUAAUAUCAAAUUUAGGGAAAAAUAACAUAUUCCGUGUCAGUGUUCCUCAGUGCCCUGGAGGCAUUUUCUCUAAAGUCGUAAAUCACGUUCGUCGAGCACCCCUCAAACAUCUGGAAAAGCAAAAAGAGUCGUCAAACAUCGUCAAUGAUUUUAUAAAAUGACCACGUCAAUUAUAGGUAAUUUAGGACACAGCUUGUUAAAUAAAGCUUUCACUUUGACGCUGUAAUUAUCUGUAAUUGUCAGCCAAGGGAAUAUCCUUCUGCCUCGGGCCCUUUAGAAAGGGCUAGGAAGUAGUGGAUUACAUCAAACUGGAUUACUGGGCGCUAAUCCUUUCACAGAAAUACAUGAAUGUUAGAAACAUGCAUGGAUACAUUUCUGUAUUAUGCUGCUUGCAGUUAGGUUUUUUUUCCUGGGGUUUAAUUUUGACACUCUUGGAUAUUAUCUUACAUGCUUUCCAGUUCUUUUUCUUCAUUUUUUGAAGACAAAAAGGGAUAGAAGUUAUUUUACAUACCAUUAUUGUGUUAGAGUUAUUCAGUGGUCACAUCCCUGUUUUCAUUGGUCAGAUGGACUAAAGGACAAAAGGAAAUUCUUGGCAAA